AUGAGGUUGGAAUUCUUGUACUUAUGGAGUACCCAGUUUCAUGUUGAUAAUCUAUCGAGUGCUCACGUUUACCUGCGCCUUCGCGAUGGCGAAACGUGGGACCAGAUCCCACAGCCGCUCUUAGAAGACUGUGCCCAGCUCACCAAAGCCAAUUCCAUUGAAGGAAACAAGAAGGAUAACAUCACAGUGAUUUAUACGCCAUGGUCAAAUUUGCUGAAAGACGGGUCAAUGGCGACUGGACAGGUCUCAUUCCACAAUCCCAAAUUGGUCCGAAAAGUGUACGUUCGACAGCGAGAAAAUGCAAUUGUCAAUCGGCUCAACAAGACUCGCGAGGAGAGAUUUCCCGAUCUUCGCGCAGAGAAGGAGGAAUCUCUGAAGAAAAAGCAAAAGGAAGAACGAAGAGCGAGAGAUGAGCAACGUGCCAAGGAAAAACAGGAAAAGAGGGAACGUGAACAGCUUAAAUGGCAGAAAGAGCAUGCCUACGAUGACCUGUUCAGUGAAGAGAACAUGCAGGCGAGCAGCAAUCAGGAGCGAGAUUCAGACUUUCUGGACGACUUUAUUGGUGUUGACAGCUAUGCCCUGGAUCUGGUACGGAGUACCCAGAGUCGCGUCGGCCGUUUAAACAAUUACCAUCCCACCGAAGCUUCCUUGAACUACCAUUUACACAAGAUGCCCGAAGCAGCCGUCAAGUCGAAAAAGAGCAAGAAGAACAAGGGCACUGCAAAAAAAAAGGAAGCCCAAGAUGUCAAGGCCGAGGACGGGAAUGUAGACGGGCCUUUGGGUGAACAAACUGAUAGUCUUCUUGACACGCAGGAACCCAAUGACUCACAGCCACUUACGACAGCUCAGGCUACGCUUGUUGGGGCAUCCGGAGGAAAUGAAGCUGAGUACAACUCAUCGAAAGAAUCUGCGGACCCAAAUAUCCAUGAUGAUGCACCUGGAAAAGAAAGUGAAGAUCCAGAGUCACCCUCGUCGGACAGGUUUGACGCUCUUGUUCGAGAUCGAGACUCUCUUCGCGCCGAAGUCACAGACAUGCGCAAAUCUUUGGAGGAAAUACAGUUCAAACACCGCGCAGAGAUGGAAGCUUUUCAACAGAAAUUGGACGAUGCCGAAAGCAAGAAGGAGCACGCAGAGGCACAAUUUCAGAAGCUUCUGGAAAGAGUGAACACCAUCAAAGCGCAGCUGGGUGAAAGGCUCAAAGAAGAUGCUGAAGAACUUGCGCAAGCCAACUCCAAGAUCGAGGAGCUCGAGGAACAAAAUUCAAGCUUGAGAGAUGCCUUGGAUGCGAAAAACUCGGAGCUGGCAGAGCUCACCCAAGAUAACGAGCAGAAGUCAAACGAAAUCGCUACACUGAGAAGUCGAAGUAACCUAUCUCAGCAGAAUUGGCUGAAGGAAAAGGAGGAGCUCCUGGAACGAGAAUCAUACCUGCAGUCCGAGUUCGAGCAAGCAAAAGAAGCCAUGCAUAACUGGGAGAUCCUCGCUAUGGAGGAGCGAUCUAUAAGAGAGAGCCUAGGUGAAAAGGUCACCGACCUUGAAGAGCAGCUGGUCGCUCUUAAGGACUCGUAUGAGAAGGUCGUUUCCGAGCGUGAUUCUCAGUUAGCCACCGUGGAUGGUUUACAACGUGCUUUGCAAGAGAUUCAGACAGCUCGGAAACAAGAACUCCGUGAUCUCGUGGAAAGCUCGAACACUCAGCUUGAGGAGCUAAGACAGGCUCUCCAAGACGCCGAGGCUAAAGCUUUCGAGGCCGAGAAAGCUCUUCAAGCUGCUCAGAAGGAGCUUGAAAGGGUAAAGCCGUUUGAGAAAGAAGUCAAGGAGAAGAACCUCCUGAUCGGGAAGUUAAGACAUGAGGCAGUGACACUGAACGACCAUCUCACCAAAGCCUUACGAUUCCUCAAGAAAGGCAGAGCUGAGGAUAACGUUGAUAGGCACAUCGUUACAAACCAUUUGUUGCAUUUUCUCGCCCUUGAUCGAUCAGACCCGAAGAAGUUUCAGAUACUGCAGCUUAUCGCAGCACUUCUGGGGUGGACGGACGAGCAGCGUGAGCAAGCAGGCCUUGCACGCCCAGGAACAUCAAGUACUGCCGGCAAGCUCAAAAUACCGAGUAUAUCCAUGCAUCGUACACCCAGCACGCCUACCCUAGCCACGGAUUUCUUGGACCACGGGAACCCAAGCAAAGAGUCACUGGCCGAACUCUGGUCCAAUUUCCUAGAGCAGGAGUCACAGGCUAGCGGGAAUCAAGAAUCGCUGAAACCCUGA
Aspergillus thermomutatus is the source of this 2256-nucleotide messenger RNA. Its product is annotated as putative Golgi matrix protein. The transcript has 9 exons. The coding region runs from base 1 to 2256 and encodes 751 amino acids. The record is from RefSeq and is a predicted model, not a curated record. Lineage: Eukaryota; Fungi; Ascomycota; Eurotiomycetes; Eurotiales; Aspergillaceae.